Molecule: messenger RNA, 5643 nt
Organism: Onychomys torridus (southern grasshopper mouse)
Lineage: Eukaryota; Metazoa; Chordata; Mammalia; Rodentia; Cricetidae
Gene: Tspan11
Product: tetraspanin 11
Exons: 9
Coding region: 300-1118 (272 amino acids)
Cellular component (GO): membrane
Source: RefSeq, a predicted model, not a curated record
UCCCCGGGGCCACUUCUGCACUACUGCCAGGACCAGGAGCUCCGUGUGCUCUGAAUUGGAAGGGGAAAAAAAAGCUAGCUCUAAACAAAGAGCAGCCGGGUCCUCGCCCGCCCCGGGCCUGUGGGCGCGUCCCCGCCGCCGGCCAGUCUGCGUGAGAGGGGCGCAAGGCAGCCAGCCUGCCGGAGAGGCAGGAAGCGCGGGGGACGGGUAGACGGCUGUGGCCAGGCAGUCAGUCACCACUCCAGGCUCCUGAUCCUUCGCUACAACCAGCCCGGCUGUUGUGGCCUGGCCCAGCUACCAUGGCACACUGCAAGACAGAGCAGGAUGACUGGCUCCUGGCGCACCUGAAAUAUCUGCUCUUUUUCUUCAACUUCUUCUUCUGGGUAGGCGGGGCAGCUGUCAUGGCUGUGGGUAUCUGGACACUGGUGGAGAAGAGCGGUUACCUCGGCAUUUUGGCCUCCAGUACAUUCGCUGCCUCUGCCUACAUCCUCAUCUUUGCCGGUGCUCUUGUCAUGACGACUGGCUUCCUGGGCUUCGGGGCCAUCAUCCGGGAGCAGAAGAGCUGUCUCUCCAUGUAUUUCUGCCUGCUGCUGGUCAUCUUCCUUGUGGAGCUGGUGGCAGGGGUCCUGGCGCAUGUGUACUACCAGAGGCUGAGUGAUGAGCUGAAGCAACACCUGAACAGCACCCUGACUGAACGCUACGGGCAGCCGAGGGCCGCAGAGAUCACAGCCUCCAUGGACCGGCUGCAGCAGGACUUCAAAUGCUGCGGCAGUAACAGCUCAGCCGAUUGGCAGCACAGCACAUACAUCUUGUCUCAGGAAGCCCAGGGUCGCCUGGUGCCGGACAGCUGCUGCAAGACAGUGGUGGUGCGCUGUGGCCAGCGGGCCCACCCCUCCAACAUCUACAAGGUAGAGGGAGGCUGCAUGGCCAAGCUGGAGCAGUUCCUGGCUGACCACCUGCUGCUCAUGGGUGCAGUGGGCAUCGGGGUGGCCUGUCUUCAGAGCUUUGAACAACUUGACCUGAGCGUGGGAUCAGAUCUGCGGGAUGGUCCUCACCUGCUGCUUCCACCGAAGGCUCCAACAACACUUUUAUUAAAGGAGGCCCCUGUAGCCUGCUGACUACCCUGCACAAGGGCCCUCGUCCCCACAUCCUGAACCAGGCCUACAGAGUCAGCAGUUGGGUCAUGGACUGCCCCCACCCUAUGCAGAGCCCACCAAGUGCCUGUGAUUGUGGCUCCUGCCUGUCCCACCUGGGCAGGGUCCUUGGCUCACUCCUCCAUUUAUUAGCACUCAUUCACUGCCAGGAUCCUUGGCAAGGGGUGGUCCUGACUAGAGGCAGCCAGAGCCCUUUGCCAGGCAUGAAACACUGUACUACAGGAGGGCCAGAGCUCAGCUUCCUCUGCACCUUCUCAUUGCCUGAGUCUGGGAUAGAAGGCUGGCAGAUGGGUCCCUCCAAGACUCCUAUAAGACUUGGUAUGUGAUUCCCACCAGCACGGGAUCCCACCCAGCUCUCUGCUUUGGGAAGACUGGGUUAGCUCACCUCCUCCAAAACCUAGCUGGUUUCCGGAUCUUCCCAUACAAUAGCUGGUCAUGCCCUUCCUGUAGGGCCUAGGACAGGAGUGGUCUAAGAUGGGGCAGCUUAAAGCCAGCUGUUGGAGCCACCAGGACAGGGCACUAAGGAGGCAGGUUGGUAACAGCAGGGUGUGUGGCACCUUAGAGAGAGUCACCAAUGAUCACGAGCCCCAGCCCCCAGGGAUAUGUUCUGUUCCCAGUCUUGACUCCCAGAAUGGCAGGUAUAAAAUGUUAGUGAAUGUAAAACUCUUCCCCAGUGGACCACACCUCGGGCUGGUAAGUCAGAGCUGCCGAGGAGAGGAAGCCGUGAGGAAGGAGUUACACUGCCUGUACCCUGUUUCCUGGUGCCUUCGUGACCCCACUGUUUCCCGUCCACUGUGCUCCCUGCAUCCUUCUCCACUCUCCCAGAGUAGACACCGUUCUCUCCUCUGCUUCUCUCUUUAGUCACUAAUGAAAAAGAGACUGUUCAGGAAGAACUCCCCAGGCGUUAAAGGAGACAGAAGAAAAUCCUAGAAAAAAUUAGAGGUUGGGAGUAGGUAUCAACUCAGAGACAACCAUAGGGGACCCCUCUCCAGUGAUUAUUGCUUCGGGCAGCUUUGCACACCAGGACUCCAAUCCAGCUUCUGCUCCCAGUGGGUCCCGCUCAUCUCUCCACAAUAACAAGCCUCAGCUCCCCCAGGAACCAGUGGCAUCUUGUUGACCAAACUGUUCACAACUUGCCUUAUACCUGACCCAGUUCUUACUGCAGAGCAUCCAGAUCCUGCUGAGCUGGGUCGGCUGUUGGGGAGAGAUGAGCUCCCAGUCGUACAUGGGUAGACUAACGGCCACUGGUUGCUGUCACCAGCAUUGCUUUGAAAUUCCAUUCGCAGGGCAGGAAGUAGUUGCAUCAACAGAGGGAACAUCAGGCUCUCAUCAAGCCAGCCUCUCCACUCCAGGAUUCUCCAGGGGCUACAUGAAGCCCAGGCUUGCUUAUGUCACCUGCCUGAAGGGCCCUGGGUUGUCUGUGCAAACUCAGUAAAAAGAAGACACUCCCAACAAUUCCAAACUACAUCAUGGCCAAGAGACAAUCUUAGCUACCCUCUGUCUUCCCAGAUUCUUGCAGAUAUUCAAAGACUAGCUUUGAUCUCCAAGCUUAUAGACUCUGUAGACUCAUACAGAGGGGAGAUUGAGGACAAAAAAGGUGUGGGGCCCAAACCAUGUUCUUCCUGAAGAGGUGCUGAGGGAAACAAUAGUGUACAAGGGACACUGUGGCCUCAGGGAGAUGAGGACAGAGGUGACAAGUGGGUACCAUUUCUACAGCCUUGAUGCAGAGGUGGUCCAGGAGAGCAUGGCUCAUUGGCCUCAGUCAGAGCUGCAGAGUGAGUGGACAGCCCCAAAUGUGAUUUCCUUGAUCACAACAGCCUUGGUGACAAGAUGGGGCUAGAGGACAUGGAACACAUAGUAGGCCAGGUUUGGUCCAGCAACUGCAAAGGCUGGAGCCAAGGAUGGAAUCUGUAGUGAGGUGUGUCCAAUGCUCAGGAUAUUUCUUCCUAUUUAUCCCUAGGGACAGGUCCCUAUUCAGAGGGUAUUACUGAGUUCCUUAGAGAGAGGGAAGGACAGACCUAUAGAAUGUCACCCUCAGUCCUGGGUCGGCACAGACAUACUGGGGUCCCACACCAGGCCCUGAACUUAGCAUGGCUGAAGUCAGCAUAUCCUGAGCAUGAGUCACCUUUCCCUAAGCUCAAAGUGGCUACCUCAGAAACACAGCAUGCCCCCAAAUGCCCCAGGUGGCCAGUGUUUGGGGAACAAGGAUGACCUUAGUCUCUGAUAAAAAAAAAUGGGGUUCUACGUACAUUUGUCCCUUUCCCUCCCAGUGGUGUGCCCCCAUCUCCCACAGCACCCCUGACAUUGCUUUGGGAGUGUUCACUGAGGACCUGUAUGCCUCCUUCAACAUGUUAUCCACAGUGACACCAAUGGGAUGUGCUAUAGUCCCCAUUCUGCAGAUGAAGAAACUAAGGCUUGGUCGAGCUGAACAUCAGUGGUGAUGGCUGUUGUCAUGGCACCAGCCAGGUGGACUCAAAGAAAGCAGGACUAGAAGCUCCUCCUCCCCCAGCACCAGCUGUCAGCUUGGCAUUCAAGAACAUAGUGUCCAAGGUGGUAUGGCCAAACCAUACCACCAUGUCCAACGCCAGCAGUUUCAUGCAUUCACUGUUGAAGCAGACACCUAUUUUAUUUUAGAAGCUAAGGGGGCCAGAGCUCCUAGGAAUGGUCCAGGCCACACUCGGGGGAGGGGCAUUGCAGCCAUUAUAGUGAGAGCAGGGAUUCUCUUUAGUGCUCGGCCUCCAUAUGGAUGGGAACCACCCCAUGUGAAGAUCAUUGGCUGGGAUGUGAAACCUCUCUCCCUGCCCCAUAAGGGAUUAUAUCCACUCUUAUCUUAGAGCUACCCCAGGUAGCUCUAGCCCUGGCUGGUGAUGCCGAACCUCCCCUUCAGGCAAGGACCUCUCUGUCUUCUUGCCCCUCUCGCUCUGCUAUAUUAAACGUGUUAUUUCUAGGCUCUGGGGUGGACACAAGGUGGCUUCUGUCUUGAGCUCUCUCAUGCUUUGAAUGACCGUAGAGGUUCAUAUUUGAAGGUAUGGGCUGUAGGGAGGAUGUGCAGUAGGUCAGUGUGAUGAGCCACUGUGAGCUCAGGAUCUGCCAGUCUGGAUAGCUUCCAAGGUUUUAAAGUCAAGGGAAUGGACAGAUCAGUUAGAACCCUUCCAGCUUUGAAAGUGCCCUCUGCCUAUUGGCUCUGCUGGGCUGGGGCAAAGAGGCAAGCGAAGGGAGGGCGGCUGAAGCUGUUCAGAUGAAAAAGCAGCCAUCUUUGUGAGUGCCAGGUGGCACGUGUGCCCUCCAUGCUGGUGAGACGUGUCUUAUGCUUGCUCUCCCCUCAGCACCUCCAAGGGAACCUUCAGAACAGGAUGCUACCUCCCCAUAGUUGCUCUAAAGAAGGCCAGAUCCAAUAGUUGGCAUUCCUGCUAAGUUCCCAGGUGGUGGUGAUGCCACUGACUGGCAACCACACUAAACCACAGUGUAGACCCCAGGAGGCCACUGCUACCUUCCUUCAGAUGUCUGAACCCUCCAGGGUCAAAAGUCACCUCAGGCCAUUUGGCAUGAGUCACACGUGGAGCUGCUGGAGACUGUUCCCACUGCGUCCACAGAGAGGGUGAGGUGAAGCCAGCCACUCAGUGGUUUACAACCAGUCACGCAAUGCCUGUUGGCAGAGCAUGCUCAGCACUCCUGCCCCUACUGAGACUAUGACUGGCCAGUUGGCCAGAUGCCUGGGUCUUCUUCCUGGAAGGGGACCCCUUAUAGUCCCAGAUUCCACCUUCUUCUGUGUGCCUUUGGGUGGCCCUGCUGCAUCCUGGUCACUCCAGCACGUCUAGCCGGACAUCAAGCCUCCCUCACCCUUCCCCUCCUGCUUACAUACCUGUGAAGCCUGCUUCUACUCUAUGCCAGUACUGACAGAAAUUCCAGGGAGCCCAUUGUUAGGAGUCCAGGCAGGCUUCUGGAUCUAGCAGGCCCAUAGAUGUGAGACAUCUGAUUUCUACAGAGACAGAAGUUGCCUUAAACCUGCCUACAGUGAAACUUCAGAUGUAAGGUGCACCUCUCCACUGACCUCAACAUAAGCUCGGUGCCUUGUGCUAGCGGACUCAAUAAUAAAGGACUUAUACCAAAGAGUGCCUUCUGCUGAUCUGGUGUUACAGGGAGGCCUCGGGUCCUCUUUCACCAAAUGCAAACACUGAAGCUUCUGUGUUGGUCAUGGCUUCCCUACAGUGCCUGCUGACCACAGCCACCAGAAGCCUGCUGCCCCCUCACUCAACAUCUCACGAUUUAUUUGUCUGGAAGGAUCUUUUCUGCUCAUGAGUGUCAUUAAUUUGACACUUUGGGCCGCUAUCAAGGGCUGAACUGAAACCAGUGUGAAAGUUGUGCUCACAGCUUCCUGUCUUCAGUCAGCGAGUAUGUUCAUAUUUUCCGGCCCGCCUUAAUGAACUGGCACUGAAUCCGCCUCCUCCUAUGACAGUACUUCAGAGGCUGAGACAGGAGGAUUACUGAA